AUGUCCUAUAAUCAUGCAAUAAGCACAUAUCAAGAAGGAGUGGAAGCUGAAAUUUGUAUUUUUCUCUUUUUGCAAGUUGCAAAUAUUUAUAUCUCCAAUAUCAUUGGUAGUGUUAUGGAGAUGCUGCUAUAUAUCAUUGGUGGUGUAUGUCUAUAUGCACCCCUUGUUGGAACUUCCUUGUAUGCAGCAAUAGUUGCAACAUACUUAGUGGAACCCUUUGGAUGUAGCAUAAGCUACAAUUAUUCAGUUGCAGUGUCUCCAGGGUAUGAUAAUCACAUGAUAGCAUUCAGUUGGUGCAUUGCUGCGACAAGACUGUUUCAUACACUCAAGGUAUUGAACAUGUUGUUUGAGUAA
Postia placenta MAD-698-R-SB12 is the source of this 354-nucleotide messenger RNA. RefSeq lists its product as hypothetical. Bases 1 to 354 code for a protein of 117 amino acids. NCBI's taxonomy places the organism in Eukaryota, Fungi, Basidiomycota, Agaricomycetes, Polyporales, Adustoporiaceae. The record is from RefSeq and is a predicted model, not a curated record. The transcript is spliced from 8 exons.